Molecule: messenger RNA, 1188 nt
Organism: Sclerotinia trifoliorum
Lineage: Eukaryota; Fungi; Ascomycota; Leotiomycetes; Helotiales; Sclerotiniaceae
Source: the annotation of a GenBank genome assembly
CCAUCACUUCCUAUCUACUAUUAUCACUUGUCUAGUAUGCACAUUUACCAUAAUUGAACCCUCGAUUCUGGUUAGAACAAUAUUGCCACAAUAUCUUCGGAUUGUGAAAGAACCCGUGCACUUGCCCAUUUUCACGUUAAAGGUUCCAAAAGUGCCAGCCAUUUUGCGAGUAAUUCGCAUCCGAAAGACGCAUCAUGGAAUCCAUAAAAGCCGUAUUCUUCAAACCCGAUCCUCAAGUUCAAGUGCGUAUGCUCUUCAUCUCUAUGCUCGUUCCAUUUCCUCUAACUAAUUCCUUCUCCCAGGUCCGCAAAUGUAAUACCCUAAUCCGACAAAACAUACGGAAACUCGACCGAGACAUCGCAGCCCUUAAAGCCGUCGAAAACAAAACCCGCAACCUCAUCAUCGCCGCCAAUAAACGUGCUCAACGCACCCCCUCCCAAGCCAAGCAAGCCGCACAAGAAACCCGCAUAUUCGCGCGCGAAUUAAUCCGUACCCGAAAAGCCUCUCGUCGGCUCGUCACUUCAAAAGCGCAAAUGCAGAGUGUGAAUAUGCAAGUCAAUGAAGCCUUUGCGGUGAGGAAAAUAGAGGGGAGUAUGAAGGCUAGUGUGGGUAUUAUGAAGGAUGUUAAUAGUUUGGUUCGAUUACCGGAACUUAUGGGCACCAUGAGAGAAUUGAGUCAGGAGUUGGUGAAGGCUGGGAUUAUUGAGGAGAUGGUUGGAGAUAUGUUGCCAGAUCAGUUGGAGGAAGAGGACGAGGAGGCAGAGGAAGAAGUGGAUAAGGUGCUUGGAGAGAUAUUACAGGAUAGGAUGGGAAAGGUGGGUGCGACGCCAAAUCUACCAGCCGCGCCAGUACAACAAGAGGUUGCUGCAGAAGAGGAGGACGAGGAUGCAGAGGCUAUGUUAGAUCAGAUGAGAGGAAGGUUACAGGCUUUGAAGAGUUAGGUGGGAGGAUAGGGAUUGGGUUUUGUAUACUGUGUUUGGAGUCUGGUUGGAGUUUCGGUCGGGGUUCGUAUAUGCUUAGAGGCAUUCGCCAGUGACCUGGCACGGAUUAAUUAUACAGAAGGAUCAUUCAGGACUCUUCCUGAUUUCUCACGUUUAGGCAUAUCUAGUAUAUGCUUCAUGAUAAUAGAUAUCUUUUUGAAAUUGAUUAGACUCCUCUAUAGAAUGAAGAAAGAUAUUCAAUAACUGA